AUAGAAUGCUUAUUAUAUUUUCUGUAAAAAAAAAGAAUGCUUAUUAUAUUUUUUUGUUCAAAUGAUACCGAAGACAAGUGUAAAAAUAUUUUUCACCUUUUAAAAACCCCCGUCUAAUUUCAAUGUUAGGGUUUUAGCUUCACUUUUUAAUCUCCCUUCCCGUUUUUUUCAACCGACGACGGUGUUCCGAUGGCGACAACCGCGAAUCCCACCGGCCAAACCAAGGCAGUCGACGCCUCACUUUGGUGGGACCCAUUCUCUCUCUUACUCACUCAACUUGAGAACGUCUCUUUCUCCGAUGGCCUAACUCACUCUCUGGCGAAGAAGCUGAAUGAAAAUCAUGCGUGGUUUCUGGACACUGUUUCUUGCUUUAAAUCUCCGAAUCAGAAGUCAAGAGAAGCUCUAGAUUCAACUCAAUUUACGGUCGGAACACAUACUUUGACAGUUCAGCCUGAACUAAAAGCUUCCGCUUUGGAGCUUAGUUCUGUUCUGUGUUUAGAUGAGGUGCAGUCUUAUAUUCUUGUCAAAAGAACUAAUGAAGGCAAUAAUCUAGCUUCUGCCAACACUGUAUCUGUACCUCUUCACAUGGUGAUGCUUCAGUACUACAUUGAGCGACAGUGCUUGUUAAAAUGCACCCGGCAGAUCUUGAUGUACGCUUUAUAUGAUGGAACUGGUGAGAAAGAAGUUCAAGCUAUGAGGGACCAGACAGAGAAGCUGGUCAGCGAUGGACUAGAAAAUAAAUUACUGUCUGUUCUUCAAGACCUUCUUUCAUCCACGUAUCCUGAGAAUAUGAGUGUUGACUUCUUCACUUUGUGGGCUGAGGGGACUCUAAUAGAAGACAAUCUGGUGCUGGAUAUUCUUUUUCUUGCUUAUUACGAGUCCUUUUGCACUUGUAAUGGUAAGCAGUGGAAAAAGUUGUGCUUGCUUUAUGAGGGGAUGAUAUCCGGCGGUUAUAAUCUUGGGAAACUGGCCCUUUCUACUGAAGCAAUACAUUCUAUAUUUCAUGCAAAAAUUCAACUGCUGCUUAUCCUUAUAGAAACUUUGGACCUAGAAUAUGUUCUUCAAAUGGUUCAUGAUGAAACCACUUUCAGGCAGGGCAUCACGACAUUUUCCUUUUCUGAUAUUCAAGAAAUAGAUGCCAUCGUUUCUGGGUCUACAAUGUUUGAGAAUAAAGAAGCAGGACCAUUAAUUUUAACCUGGGCAGUGUAUCUAUGUCUUGUAUCAUCUCUUCCAAAGAAAGAGGAGCAUGACACUUUGCAGGAUAUUGACCAUGUUAGUUACGUUCGCCAAGCCUUUGAAGCCGGAUCACUGAGCUAUUUGGUUGAAAUUCUUCAGUGUAAUUUACUGAAGGAUUCUGACGGACCAUGUGCUGGUUAUCGGAGUGUAUUGAGGACUUUUAUGUCCUGCUUUAUUGCAUCGUAUGAGAUCAGUCUGCAGUUAGAGGACAGUAACCUCAAACUGAUAUUGGACAUACUUUGCAAUAUUUAUCGAGGAGAGGAGUCACUUUGUUGUCAAUUUUGGGAUAAGGACAGUUUCAUUGAUGGUCCUAUUCGUUGCCUGCUAUGCAACUUAGAGGGUGAAUUUCCAUUCCGGACUGAUGAAUUUGUUCGCCUGUUGUCAGCCCUCUGUGAGGGAACAUGGCCUGCAGAGUGUGUGUACAAUUUUCUUGAGAAGUCUGUUGGAUUAUCAUCACUGUUUGAGAUAAGUAGAGGUUCUGUGGUCAAUAGUGCUUCCUCAUUUGUCGAAACUCAACGGCCGUUAUGUGUUCCAGGCCUUGAAGGGUUCCUUAUUCCUUCUAAAACACGUGGCCGUAUAUUGAAACUGAUUGAUGGAAAUACUUCUCUUGUACGCUGGGAGUGCAAACAAUCUGGCGUUGAUGUGCUGCUCUUGCGUUUGGCACAGAAAAUAUAUCUGGAUGACACUGAGGAGGUCCUUGUUAUAUUUGACUUGCUCUGUCGAUUGGUCACCUUCAGCUUGGCUGCAUGCUAUGCUCUGAUCAGCACCGGGGUUACAUCGGCUGAAGGAGCUGGUCCUGUGAAUGGGAACUUACACAAGGUGAAUGUGCUUAAACUUAUCUGCGCAACAGUCAAAAACUUAACACCUACUAGUAAUGGGGCAAUAAUGAUGUCGAUGGGUGUUAUCAUUUUGACAAAGAUGCUAAGCUGCUCCCCAUCUCAUGUUUCUACAAUAGCAUUGAAGGCAAAUAUAUUUGAUGUUGCCUUCAACACGAAUCCUUUAGGUGUAGGCUCUAAUGGUUUAUCCAGUGGCUCAUGGCUGUUAUCUGGAAGGCUUGCUAAAAUGAUAUUGAUUGAUUGUGAGCAGAAUGAGAGCUGCUAUCCAUUGGUUAUUUCAGUGUUGGACUUCACCAUUAAACUUGUUGAGACUGGAGUAGAAAAUGAUAUUGUUCUGGCCCUUGUUGUUUUUUCCAUCCAGUAUGUUUUAGUUAAUUAUGAAUACUGGAAAUACAAGGUGAAGGAUGUUCGCUGGAAGGUGAUGCUAAAGGUACUUGAAGUGAUCAAGCAAUGCACUUUAUCAAUCCCGUACUCAAGGAAACUGGGUAAAGUCGUCAAGGAUAUCUUGCAUUCCGAUUCCUCUGUUCACAGUUCACUGUUUCGUAUUGUAUGUACAACAGCAGAAGCCUUAGAGGAACUUUAUGUUAGCCGUCUUUAUGAGCUUGUUGAAAUUGAAGGACUAGAGACGGCUGUAGGUUUUGUGUUGGAUAUACUUUUUAGCAUGCUGUCGGAUAUUUCAAAGGAAACGUUGCCAGGCUUCCCAGUACUUUACCAAGCAGUGCUUUCAUCUACCACAAAACCUAUUCCUGUUGUUGCGGCAAUGGCGUCCUUGACAUCAUACUACCGGAAUCCUGCAAUUCAAGCUGGGGCUGUCAAAUUGCUGUGUAUGCUAUUCUUUGUAGCAGAUCAUUCACAAGUAUAUACAUCUGGAAAUGCAUGUUUCGGACUAAGUGAUGACCAGAUCAUUGAAUUCCGAACUGGAAUUGAUGGCAUUCUCUGUGAGCCAUCACUAUGUAAUGAAGAUCUUCUCAUCACUACAAUUAAGAUGCUGACAUCUGCUGCAAAUUAUCAGCCUGCUUUCUUUGCUGCUGUAAUUGCUUACAAAGAAAAUGUAGAAUAUAAAGUGACUGAGGCUAGUAAUAAGAAGCAGCCGAAGGAAAAAAAUCUAGUAGAUGCAGUUCUGGAAUAUGUUGGAAGAUCACAUGAUUUGAUCAAGAGCAACCCCAUUCUACUGUUUAACGUGCUAAACUUCAUGAAGGCACUGUGGCGCGGGGCUGCACAGUUUGCAGAUGCUUUGGAACAGUUAAAAAAAUCUGAAAAUUUCUGGAAACAGAUUUCUGUUCCUAUAUUAUUCGUCGAAAGUAUGCAAAAUAUGCCAUUAAAAAGCUUAAAUGAAAAGGAAGCUCGAAAUACCUCAUAUCAAUACUACUGUCAGUCUGCUGUACUUGAAAUAAUGGCUUAUGAGCUUUUUCUUCAGAAGAAAGUACUGUAUGCUAGGCAACAAUCUGAAGUAUUGAGAGAUGGGAUAAACAACAAUGAUAGUUCUGGUAAAACAGAAGAUAAGGGUGAUUCUUCUUUGAAAGACAUUUUGUCAACAUGGUGUGGCAGUUCAGUAUUAAACAACUUGAUCAAUUUGUAUACUGCAUGUCAAUUUGACAAUCACAAGUACGUCCAUAUGAAGAUUGCUGCUGGUUUAUUUUCGGUACAUGUGAUGGAGAAAUUAUUAAGUGGCGAUGCUGGAACUUUGUGUGUAUUUAUAAUCGAGAAGCUUAAUACUUUAACAAAAAAGCUAUGUGACCUGCCUGCAUUUUCUAAUCUCCUCUCUCAGUACACACAGCGCGGUUACAGUGAAGGAAAGGAGCUGACCAAAUUAAUACUCAGCGAUCUGUAUUACCAUAUACAAGGAGAGCUUGAAGGUCGUGCCAUUGAUCAUAGAUCAAUUAAGGAACUUUCCCAGUGUCUAACAGAAUUCGACUUCCUUCAAGUGUAUCACAAUAAUUAUGAAAUGGACUUUUCGGCUCCUGCAAAGAAUGUUUGCUUGUUCGACUGGAGUCAUUUGCAAAAAGAUUUAGGAUUACGUACAUGGGAAUUUUCGCAGUGGAAAGCAUCAAAAGAAGUUGCAGAAACAAUGUUGCUUCACUUGCAAGAUGUGAAUUGCAUGCUGAUGCUUGCAUAUUCAAAGCACGCAGCGUUGGAAGCUUUGAUAACCAUUAUAUCUCUAUAUCAUGAUGAUUCAGCUGAAAAGAAGACACUACAUCAAUGGAAGAUACCGGAAAGACUGAUUAUAUCCUCUGUCAAACAUGUAUGCCAGUGCACUCAUGACACUAUAGCAUCAUUGACUCGUGUAACUGACUAUACUGAAGAUAUUAUUGGUUUCUUUGUUGCUCAAACAGAAUUACUUAUUCAUCUUCUUAGAUGCUUGGAAAAAAAACUCCCUCUCCCUAUAUGUACAAUUGUCAUGAAAUCCUCAGGUUCUGGCCUUAAAACAUUGAGUGACUUGGGUUUAUCGACUGCUGGUGUGAGAGAAGGAAUAAAGGCUUUACUUCAAUUGCUUCUUCUGUCAGUGGAGUUAAGUUGUGCAAGUUCACAAUUAUUUGAAGCGACUGAGAUGGAAACUGUGGAGUCUUAUGCUGAUGCGUCUACUGCGAGUUUGAGUCUAUUGCCCACUAUCUGCAGUUUUAUGGAACCUACAGAUCAUUGUACACUGUCACUAACCACAAUUGACCUAAUACUGAGAAGUUUUUUGACACCUACAACAUGGUUUCCUGUAAUUCAGGAACAUCUGCAGUUGCAGCGUGUGAUGCAUAAGCUUCAAGAUAUUAAUUCAUCUGCAACAAUUCCUGUGAUAUUAAAUUUCUGUCUGACACUGGCACGUGUGCGGGGAGGUGCUGAGAUGCUUCUUAAUUCUGGUUUUUUGGCAGCUAUACGAGUUUUGUUUGCUGAUGCCACCAAUGAUAAUGGUCUCUGUUUAAUGCAAAAUGAUAAAAGUCUCUCAAGCUUCUUUAAUAAAGUGGAGAAGCCUCAGCACAUUUGGGGACUUGGCUUGGCUGUGAUCACAGCAGUUAUUCAUUCUGUAGGAUUCAGCUUUUCCUGCAGGAAUCUUGUAGACUAUGUCAUGGAUUACUUUCUGCUUCAAAAAUCUUUUAUGAUUUGUCAUUAUCUCAGUGCACCUGCUGCUCCAUUAGAUCUUCACGACAAGAAAAGAGCCCAUGCUCAGAAGGCACAAACUAGUUUAAGUGCCCUUCAGGAGACGGAACAUACUCUUUUACUCAUCUGUGUGUUAUCGAAAUAUAGAAGCUCAUGGAUUAAGGUCACAAAAGAAAUUGACUCACCAUUGAGGGAGAAAUGCAUCCAUUUAUUAGCUUUUAUUUGUCGAGGAACUCAAUGCCUGAAAGAUUUUAGCAGGGUUCUACCUCUCUUGUGUUAUCCUGUACUUAAGGAGGAGUUUGAAUGGUACAAACGGCCAUCAUUUGUGCAUAGCAAAAAUGGCUGGUUUUCUCUCAUGCCUCUAUGUUGUGGUCUAGAUCCUAGAUUUUCUGAUGUCUCAUCUCGACCUGCACCGUCAGUUAAGGAAAGAGCAACUGACAACACUGGCGUGGCUCCAACAUUUUUUUCUGAUUCUGCAGCUUUACAGAUCUAUCGAAUUGCGUUUCUACUUUUGAAAUUCUUUUGUAUAGAAGCUGAAUGUGCUGCUAAAAGGGCCGAAGAAGUUGGAUUUGUUGAUGUUGCUCAUUUUCCCGAGCUUCCAGUGCCUGAUAUUUUACAUGGCUUGCAAGAUCAAGGGAUUGCUAUUGUCCAGGAGUUGUGUGAAGCCAGAAAAACGCAACAAGUUCCUUCUGAACUACAAUCUAUCUGCAUUCUACUGCUACAAAUAACUGAAAUGGCAUUGUACUUGGAAUUCUGUGUAUCACAAGUAUGUGGAAUAAGACCUGUUUUGGGACGAGUAGAAGAUUUCUCCAAAGAAAUUAGAUUGUUCAUCAAAGCGACUGAGGGACAGGAAUUUCUGAAGGAGUCUGUAAAGUCUUUGAAACAAAUAAUAUCAUUUGUAUAUCCCAACUUGCUCCAUUGAAUGUUCGUGUGAGAUGAAUCUAAGAUUUUGCUACCUUGUCACAGGGUCAUAUGUAAAUGAUCUAAAUAUCAUAUACAAACUCCCAAAAUGAUACCUCUGUGGCAUGAGUAUCUUGUUGGUAAUAUGUUCAUAAUUAACAUGCAACUUCAGUCCUGUUCGUAUUCA
Messenger RNA from Daucus carota subsp. sativus, 6246 nucleotides. RefSeq lists its product as uncharacterized. Gene Ontology annotation, cellular component: nuclear pore inner ring. Gene Ontology annotation, molecular function: structural constituent of nuclear pore. Gene Ontology annotation, biological process: RNA export from nucleus; protein import into nucleus. The coding region runs from base 190 to 6081 and encodes 1963 amino acids. The transcript is spliced from 32 exons. Lineage: Eukaryota; Viridiplantae; Streptophyta; Magnoliopsida; Apiales; Apiaceae. The record is from RefSeq and is a predicted model, not a curated record.